GCCAAUGUCAUCCAUUGAACCGCCUGUUCUCCACCAAGAUGCGUCUCUAUCUGCUGUUUGCUUUCGUCCUGAGCUGCUGUCUGCUGCAUCUGUCGGCCGCCGGAGUGAGCCAUGGCCUGGGCCAGGCACUGCAGGGUGUGGGCCACCAUCACAACUCAACGGGUUCGCCGCCACCACGUGGUGCUCCACCGCCGCCACCACCCAGCACCACAGCCGCCUCCGGCUAGCAGAGCGCUGGAUACGGCCCUUGGAUACGUAUGACCCCCGAACAUGAUGAACCCUUAACUAUGUAGCCAUUAUACGCACUCCCUAGUUUCAGAAUAAAGAGAACAUUGUCACACAGCA
This is a messenger RNA of Drosophila obscura, 345 nucleotides long. RefSeq lists its product as uncharacterized. The record is from RefSeq and is a predicted model, not a curated record. NCBI's taxonomy places the organism in Eukaryota, Metazoa, Arthropoda, Insecta, Diptera, Drosophilidae. The transcript is spliced from 2 exons. Bases 39 to 227 code for a protein of 62 amino acids.